Schistocerca gregaria is the source of this 3104-nucleotide messenger RNA. Its product is annotated as myosin-9-like. NCBI's taxonomy places the organism in Eukaryota, Metazoa, Arthropoda, Insecta, Orthoptera, Acrididae. Gene Ontology annotation, molecular function: calcium ion binding; small GTPase binding. Bases 965 to 3052 code for a protein of 695 amino acids. Gene Ontology annotation, cellular component: Golgi apparatus. Gene Ontology annotation, biological process: Golgi organization; endoplasmic reticulum to Golgi vesicle-mediated transport. The record is from RefSeq and is a predicted model, not a curated record. The transcript has 4 exons.
UUGAAGAAAAAUCAGCAAGAGCUGUUAAAGACGCAAAAAUUUUCAUUUACAAAUCUACAUUUUAUGAUAGUAAAACGGGAAAAUAUAACGUACAAUAACUCAAAUAAGUUAAAUUUGCUUCAGGAAUACCGAGAGGCCACCUCUCAAGCACUGAAUGGAAUUUACGUCCUCCCUUCGCUCUCGAGCAAUGACGGUGAGUUUGAAGGCGUCAUAUUUGUGAAGAAAGGGUUCUGGGAAGGAAGUGUACUGAAAUUCUCUCUAAAACUCAACGACCAAAAUGAAGAGAGUGGUGCAUCGGAUACUCAAAACCCCAUGGAGGCCUAUUUUAUUUCUGGAGACAUCUUCCAUCCGCUGAUAGAUCCUUAUUCUGGAAAGGUUGAGCUGAUAGACAACUUGAAUAAACCUCAUCCAUCCGUUAUGUCCGAGAUCAUUCAUUCAAUUUAUAAUAUGUUCAAUCUUCCUCUAUGUCAAGUAAUAGGGGCUGCAAGACGUAUCCCUAACCAAGAAGCGGCAAAAACAUUCAACUAUGAUCCCGUCAUCUUCUCUAAGUUGGUAUUUUAUUAUACGAGCAUAGCGAGAGCUUAUUAUUACAACAUUCAAGAAUCAACUUGCUUUAAAAAGCUCUCUUAUUUCGUCAUUUAAGCUAUCUGAAAGGGAUUAACCUUUUCUGCAUCGAGCGAUGCAAAGCCACCGAAAUGAAAAUGUGGGAAUCGGGCAGCUGUUGCGAUAUGUUAGAGAUAAGAUUACCAAAUGUCACGUAAAUUUGGCUUUACCAUGGGAACAGAGUUCAAUUGUGCGCAAUUUACACAAAUGCCGCAACUAGCUAAUUUUUCAAUAAUGUUAGAUUGCGGUUAUGCAAAUUUAUUGUUAUGAAUACAAAUUGCUUUUUUUAAUGCCGAUAAUUGCGAGCAUAUAUGUUUGAAAUGUCAGAUACUUCAACGGUAUAAAUCAAACUUGUGAGCAAAUGGUUGAUGAACAACAUAGUCUGUAUCAACUGAAGUUUCGUGAGACAUGUUCUGAACUGACGAAUGAAGAUGGUCUACUCUCUUUGCCGCAGUUGGUUUCGAAAAUCAACGAUGAGAUUCUAUUUACCGAGACACGCAUUCGCGAAGAGGAUUUUAGGAGCUUGAUUCGAAUUUUUGGGGUACCGGUGCACCAAGAUCGCGCUUUGGCCGAAGAGUUGUUAGAGCACCUGAAUCAAAUCUUUAUUUCUCUAAAGGAAGAACAUUUACAAGCUGGGGAACAAAUAACUAUUUUUGAAUUUACUGCUCGAUUAAGGAAGCUUUUUGAUCAACUUGAUGUGAACUCGAACAACAAGAUUUAUGCAGACCAAAUAAAGUCGUUGAUAUCAUCUACUUCAAGUGUUUUCUCGAAAUUCCCCGUACAGAUGGCAAACAUCCCAUCUAUAGAUAUGGUUAUGAACCGACUAGACAAAGAAGGAAGAGGAUACAUUGAUUUUGAUAACUUUCUCGGUGGAAUCCUGAGCAGUUUUGGAAUACCAGUUGUGUCAUCCGUGCUGGAUGUCAAUGCGAGGCCAGACCAAGUUUCGACUGAGAGCGCGCCAGCUUCGAUUGGUCCUACUGAGGUUUCUCCUUUAACAGAUAAAGAGGUGAUAUGGCGUGAAUAUGAAAUUUCGCAUGUUUCUGAGAGCGACGAUAACAUUCGGAUACGUUUAUCAGACGAAAAGUUGCUAGAGUCCAAGAAAGUUAUGGCAGAACUUCGGAAUCAAAUCGAUCAAUUGGAUCAGACCUGCAGGAGACUCAAAGAUGAACUAUUUACGUCCGAAUCUCUUCGCGCUAUAACUUUAGAAAAACUUGAAGAGAAAGAAAGGCUGAUUAAAGAAUACAAAAAACAAUUAAAGAAGACGCGCGUGAAUGAACAGUCUCACACUCAAUUUGUAGAAGAAUUUGAGCGGCUAAGAAUUGCUUCUUCUGAGCUCGAGAAAAAGUACCAGGAGUUAGAAAAAGACAAGGAACUUUUAGAAGAAGAGAAAAUUGCUCUCCUCAAUGAAGUUCACGAAAAGCGAAUGCGAAAUAAUAUUUUAGAAGACCGCCAAGGUGCACUAGAGUCUAUCAAGAAGACCUCGGCUAAGUAUGAAAUGGAAAUAUCACAGUUGACUUCGGAACUAUCUGAACUAAAAGAGAAAAUCAAUAUUAUUAGUCAGGAGCAACAGGGAGCCGACGAAACUAUCGCUUCUAGUAGAAAGAGCAAUGCCUUGUUGAAAAGGCAAUUAGAUGAGUACGAUUAUCAGCUCAGGGAGGCACGGGACAAGAUAGCUUACUACGAAAACAUUGUACUUUUGAGCACCUCAAAAUCAAAAAAGAAUAGUUUGGCAGCCAUGCUAAAUCUACCUGUUCAAUCAUCAUUUUGUGAUGAUCGUUCUCCAAAUAUCCAUGACAGAAAUAGCGCUGAUAUACCCCGGCUAAAUUCCCCUGAGCCCCCUUUUCAGCGCACACUCGACCAAGUGUCAAACAAAUUUGAUCUCAGUGCUUCGAUGAGCCCUGCAUUACGAAGUAGCAAGGAGAAAAAAGGAGAGGUUCAAUCACAAUCAUAUCUUUCGAAAUCUGGUGUUGUAGAGGCGGAAUGCGAUAAGGAAGGCUUUUCUUCUUCGGAUGUUCAGAACACCGUUACCGCUUUAAAAGCAGAAAUUGAAGUCAAAGCAGAAGAAAUUUGUAAGCUAAGAAAUGAAAUCGAGGGCCUCAACAACCGGCUGAUCGCCUCCGAGGAGGCCAUUCGAAGAGCCAACAGCAUGGCAGCCAAAGCUACUGCAAUGAUUUUUCACGCACCGUUAGAGAUUCAAAGUAAAUUCUCGCAAUUAUCGGGAACUUCAUCUGUUACGAAUGCCAAGAUUAGCAUUCCUGAGCAGGAUGUGCUCAACCAUGUAGAUAUUAAAUUUGGUGAUUUGAACAAGGUUCUCAGUCAAUUAAAAGAGCAAAGAAGCAUACUUCAAAAAGAUAUCAGUGAGGGUAGUGUGGAAGAAAAGAAAGAUCUGGUUGACGGAAAAAAUAAUACAGAAUGUGGAUGCUUCUCUAGAGUAUGCCCUCUGAUGUGAUGUUAUUAUUUAUUAAUACAAAAGGCAAAGAUACUACUUAUAAAGCUGAAAA